AUGCUCGUGGCAUUGCUCUAUGUCACCUUCGAUUUGAUCUACGGGAAUUAUGACGUUCCGGAGAGGAACGAUGACGUCACGCGACUGGAGAGAGACGAUGACGUCACGCAGCUGGGCAGGAGCGAUGACGUCAUACCGCGCGGUGUUGCCAUUCCGACCCGCCGGCUUUUGCCACAACGAGCAGUCACGGGCCAAGAUCUCGGACUCCGGAAGGCUUCAUCUCAAGCCCAGAAGCUCCUCCUUGAAAGACCUCUGGAGGCCGAAGACCCUCGAGUUAUAACUUGGAUUCGGGAGGAACACUUGCACCAGCCUUCCUCUCUGCCUUAUUACCUUGAAAUAGGCAAGAACGUCGACUUUACCAAGUUAGAAUACUGGCAGAGAGUUCACGAGGGAAUUAUGCAAAUGAUGGAUGGGAAGCGCGGCGGGUUCUUCCUGGAGGCGGGGGCGCUGGACGGCUACUACCAGUCCAACACGUUCUUCCUGGAGCGGGACUUGGGCUGGACCGGCCUCCUGGUGGAGCCCAACCCCGUGUUCUUCGAGGCGCUCCUCGCGCGCCACAGGAGGGCCUGGGCCACGGACCUCUGCCUCGGGACCAAGCCUCAUGCUUAUAAGACAGAAUUUUGGGUCCACACAGGCCCUGACCCUGAGCAGAGUCUCAUAGCCGCGUCUCGAAGUGGUCUGCUGAAGGAACACCUGGAAAAUUACGAAAAGGGAGGACUCGACAGCGGAUCCGUGGUGGAGGUCAACUGCGUGCCGGCCAUUAGCAUCCUCUCCGCCCUCAACGUGACCCAGGUCGACCUGUUUUCCCUCGACAUCGAGAACGCCGAAGUGGCCGUCUUGCAGUGGUUUCCGUUCGACAGGGUGCACGUCGAGGUGCUGGUGGUGGAGCACUGGACGUCGGGAGACCCAGAGGACAGCCGGGCCUUCGUGCGUCUGGUGGAGAGCAAGGGCUUCUCCUUCUACCGGAGGGACAACCACGACUACUUCUUCCUCCACCAGCGUCCGAGAUGGGUCCUCGCGCGCCCCGGAGACGAGGGUGCUGUCGAUAACCUGGAGCCGUACAAGCCGAUCGUGAAGGCGCUUUGAGACGCCUUUUUCUUCUAAUUUCUUACUGUACGU
Messenger RNA from Penaeus chinensis, 1119 nucleotides. RefSeq lists its product as uncharacterized. Lineage: Eukaryota; Metazoa; Arthropoda; Malacostraca; Decapoda; Penaeidae. The record is from RefSeq and is a predicted model, not a curated record. The coding region runs from base 1 to 1086 and encodes 361 amino acids. The transcript is spliced from 6 exons.